AAUCUAAGUACGAGAUAACCACACAAACAGUGAAAAGGAAGACGAAGUUGUUUAUAUCGUCUUAUGUUACAAGUCACUUAUUUUUCAUAUUAAGGAGAUUUCUCGAACAGGGAUAUAUAUUACAAUUUUCACUUGAAUUCCUCCAUACGACAACUGGUAACACUUGUAUAUUAAAUGAGACAUACGAAUUCCACACCAUCUAGCUUCAGGGACUGCCAGCCUAAUGAAAUAGUUUUUUUAUUCUGUUCUUCAGAGCUGGUGAGUGCAGUGGGUGAGCUGAAGCCAGUAAAUGGGCCCUCUAACACACACAAGCUAGGACAAGAAACAUGGUCUUGUGCCUGGUCUGAGGAUAGCUCAUAUUUUGCAUGGUCCUGUGGAGACAAAUUUGUUCGCCUUGUUCCAUGGGAUAAACAGUAUGGAAGACUAUCCAAAAAGGCCCGUCAAUACUCUGGAUGCUCCACAAGUGAUGUGGAUGGCAUCAGAGUACUGCUAGACGACCAAGACGAGGAACCUGAAUCAGACCACAGGAAGGAACAACGACCUAUAUAUCUUAUUGACUGCAAGGAUUAUGUCUGGUCUGUAGCUUUUGGGUCAAGUCAUUCCCAACAAAAGGACAACAAUCAUUCAUGGAAGAGAGUCAAGAUCAACAAAAGUACCAUCUUGGCUACAGGUCUACAGACAGGGAGAAUUAAGCUUUGGGACUGUAGCACAGGUAACCUUCUGUUGGAGCUGUUGGACCACAAGGAUGUUGUGCGAGAAAUCAGCUUUGCUCCAGACGGCAGUCUUAUCAUGGCUUCUGCUGCCAGAGAUGGCACCGUCAAAUUGUGGGAUUUGACUGAUGAUGGAAACAUGUAUCAGACGCUGAGAACAGGAGCCAAGUGGAAUAACUGCUGUAGAUGGUCCCACAAUGGUAAAUACCUAGCCUGUGUGGGGAGUAACAAAGUGGCAGUGAUUUGGAACAUGGAUAACACAUACAGGCCCCGGGUGUUGAAAGGUCAUUACCAUGACAUCCUGGCAUGUGACUUCUCUCCUGACAGUGCGAUGUUUGCCACUGCCUGUUAUGAUACACGAGUGAUUGUCUGGGAUCCCUACACAGGAGAUGUGUUGUUAGAAUUAGGGCACCUCUACCCCCCUCCCCGACCAAUAUUUGCUGGUGGAGCAAAUGAACAUUAUGUACGGGGUGUCUCCUUCAGCAGAAACGGACUCCAGUUGUGUUCAGUGGCAGAUGAUGGAUACCUUCGUGUUUGGAAUUUGGAGGAUCCCUGUGACCCACAAUACAUAGCUGAGCAUCAGAAUGCCCUAUGCUGUGCAUUUGCCCCUCAGGAUCAAAGAAUCUCAGUAGGUCAUGUUUGUGUUAGUGAACAAGUGCAAGUUGUGGAAGCUGAGAUGCUGGCAGAAAGACAGCUUUCUGGUCCAGCCAAUCACUGAAAUGGCUUUGGCCAAUGAAAAUGAUGGAAAGGCUUCGGCCAAUCAAAGUGCGUGAUUUUGCUGCUUUGAAUCUUUAUUGAUAUAGGUGCAAGGUUUGUAAUACUCCAGGUUUAAAUGUUUUAUGAAUCACUAUUAUCUUUCAGCAAAAUAUGUUGUUUGAACUGUAUUUUAAAUAAAUCUACUUCACUUAUUAUUCAUGUAUUUGAUCAUAAAGUCAUGUUUAAUAAAAUACUGCUUGUGAGAACAUUAAUUUUUGUCAAGGAAUUUCAAAGUGAUUCUAUACAGAAAGAAAAUGUUUUGUAAAAGUGUAGAUCUUAAAAAGUGAAAAGCAUUAAUUACCUGUAUUAUGCACACACACAAAAGUUGAUAUAAAUUCAUACAUUUUAAAAUAUCUGAAAAUCUGGAAAAAUUUUGUUUACCACGGAAAUCUUCCUGCUUGUUUUUCUAGAGAUCGAAUGGGAGGUGUGAUCUUCUAUGCAGUUCCCCGGUGUGUUCCUGGUCUACAGCAGCUGUGUCGAAUGACUGUAAGAAAGAAAAUUAUUUCUAAGGAAGUAGACUUGCUGUGCCUUCCUGUGCGCUUGAAGGAAUACCUUAAAUACCAUGAUCUGGAAUGCUAGAGAGAUUCAGCUAUUCAAAUGACACCUUUUUACCUUCACUGCAUUCAUUUUCAUAUUGUUUACAUAUUGUACAUAUAUUACUGAUCAAUUACAGUAUUACCUUUAUACAUAAAACUAAUCAUGUUUCUUUUGUGGGUUUUGUUUGAUUUUUUUUCUUCUUUUGUUUCUUUUCAUUCCUCAAGUGGUUUUUUUAAUACUUAAUGAUGUUCCUUAAGUGGUUUGGUGGUGUUUUUUUGUGUUUGUUUGGUUUUUUUUUUUUUUUUUUUUUUUUUUUUUGGUAAUUUUUUUGUUUUUAUGUGUCAUUCAUUUUAAUAUUUACAGACUUUACAUGUAAGAAUAAAAUGAUAAUUCAUUAUUGAAAAUAAUUAUUAUAACUGGAUUGGUAUUUCCACUAAUUUUUUUAACUGGAUUGCAAUAAUUUGAUAUUGCAAUAUUUACAAUGACAAAAUAAACUAAGAAGUAAUAAAACCUACAAAUAUCUCAACAUUUAACAAAAAUAACUUUGAAAUUGUAUAAAAACUCAUUGAUUUGUCAGGUAAAAGAGAAAAAAAAUCUAUAAACAAUUUAUAAACUAUAAAAA
Messenger RNA from Ostrea edulis (European flat oyster), 2625 nucleotides. Its product is annotated as WD repeat and SOCS box-containing protein 1-like. The transcript is spliced from 10 exons. Bases 175 to 1428 code for a protein of 417 amino acids. Gene Ontology annotation, biological process: intracellular signal transduction. The record is from RefSeq and is a predicted model, not a curated record. Lineage: Eukaryota; Metazoa; Mollusca; Bivalvia; Ostreida; Ostreidae. Gene Ontology annotation, molecular function: protein binding.